Molecule: messenger RNA, 1929 nt
Organism: Tinamus guttatus (white-throated tinamou)
Lineage: Eukaryota; Metazoa; Chordata; Aves; Tinamiformes; Tinamidae
Source: RefSeq, a predicted model, not a curated record
AUGGGUGUCCCCCCGCUGCCUCCCGCCCUGUCUUCAUCCCAUGGGACCAGCCUGCCCCUCUGGGAGCGGGGAUGCGGGGCCCUGCUGCCACCGCAGGGAAACUCCAAACCGUCCCCAGCGGCCGGGGCGCUGCCCGCUCCGGGGCGCCGCGUGGAGAAGGGGCCUCUGUGUGCCGGGACACGCACGGCCUUUCCCGUCUUUGUCCGAAAUGUCAACGCGAAUCGGACGCCGCAGGCUCCGAACCUCGGCUCGGCUCCGGAGGGGAGGCGGAACCGGGAUGAGAGGGCGACGGAGCGAGCGGAGGGGCGCCUCUUCCUGACGGUGCCCGGAAUACCGGGAGCCAAGCGCUGCACUGCCGGAGCUCUCGGAGGAGCCCGAGUGGACAUCGCCAUUCGGAUGGGCUUGUGGCAUCGAAUACCUUCCAAGGUUGAUGGUGCCCCGGCUGGUGGCGGCCCUGGAGAGAAGAUGGCCCAGCCCGCACACCUGAACCAGAACCUCCCAGAUCUCGGCGGCCCGUUCUUGUACAGGGACCAAGACGAUGGCGAGAAGAGCUCGUACUCGGUAGAAACGCCCUACGGCUUCCUCUUGGACCUGGAUUUUCUAAAAUACGUCGAUGACAUCGAGAGCGGCCAAACGCUCAAGAAGGUGCCCCUGCCCCGGAGGGCCAAGGGGGCCCGGCAGGCGCCCGGCGCCCUGCGCAGCCCCAGCAGCCACGCGAGCGGCUGGGCGAAGGAGGACGCCUGCCUGGUCACAGCAGAGCUGGGACAUGAGGACCCCGUGGUGGACGGCAGAGCAGCACCCAGCGCGGUGGCCGGAGCCCUGAAGUCCAUCAUGAAGAAGCGGGACGGCAUGAGCAGGAGCGAGGCCGAAGGCAGCAAGAAGAGCCUGCAGUUCGUGGGGGUGCUCAACGGCGAGUACGAGAGCACGUCCAGCGAGGAGGAGGAGGAGGAGGAAGAGGUAGGAGACAGCUCCUCCGAGAAGGCUUCGGCCGACAGCUCCGACAGCGACGUGCGGGCAGACAUGGACACCUCGGAUGAGGGAGGCGAGAGCGAGCCGGGCGGCCCGGACACGGGGACCGUGGCUGGGGACAACGGCGCGGCCGGGACGGAGCCCAUUGAGGUGAAGGAGAAGUUCGAGCUGAGCCCCAGGAUGCGGGAGGCCUGUCUCAUCAUCAAGAGCCACCUGGGCCACCCCGGCGCUGCCAAGAGCAAAGAGGUGCUCGCCAGCAGCAGCCUGGUGCUCCAGGAGUGGUUCCGUGUGUCCAGCCAGAAGUCGUCCGUCCCCGACACCGUCGCCAACCACCUCCUGGCCUUCGCCGAGAUCUCGCCAGCCCUCCUGGCCAACAUGGUCAACCUGGCAGAUGGCAAUGGCAACACGGCUCUGCACUACAGCGUCUCCCACUCCAACUUCCACAUCGUGCGGCUGCUCCUGGACACUGGGGUCUGCAACGUGGACCACCAGAACAAAGCCGGCUACACGGCCCUCAUGCUGGCAGCGCUCGCGGCGGUUGAGCAGGAGGAGGACAUGAACGUGGUCAGGAGGCUCUUCAGCAUGGGCAACGUCAACGCCAAGGCGAGCCAGGCUGGCCAGACGGCGCUCAUGCUGGCUGUGAGUCACGGGCGGCAGGAGAUGGUGGCAGCCCUGCUCGCGUGCGGGGCCGACGUGAACCUGCAGGACGAGGAGGGCUCCACGGCGCUCAUGUGCGCCUGCGAGCACGGCCGCGUCGAGACCGUGAGGCUGCUCCUGGCUCAACCCGCCUGCGGCGUCUCCGGCGACGGGAACAACGCCGUGGCCAUCGCGCUCGAGGCCGGGCACAGCAACAUCGCCGUGCUCUUGUACGCCCACCUCAACAGCGCCAAGACGCAGCCCCCCGUGAGGAGCAGCCCGGACUCGGCCACCUCCUUCUGCAAAGCGACAGAAGACAAAUGA